AUGUUUGCUCCAGAAGAAGUCUAUGAUUUGCUAAAGCACCAGGAACACGCAUUUAAGCGAAUUGAGAUGAUCAAUCCAACAGCCGAUCUUUAUGAAACAGUUUGGACACCACCAAAUGAACAAUCAACCGAAUGCAUUCUCAGGAAAACAUUAUUUCUUCACAUUCUCAUACACACCGAAGACAGCUUGACUGAUUGA
Messenger RNA from Trichomonas vaginalis G3, 198 nucleotides. RefSeq names its product axonemal central apparatus assembly. The record is from RefSeq and is a predicted model, not a curated record. Lineage: Eukaryota; Parabasalia; Trichomonadida; Trichomonadidae. The transcript has a single exon. The coding region runs from base 1 to 198 and encodes 65 amino acids.